CGUUCACCAAGAUGAUCACGAUAAACGGACAAGAAUACCACCUGCAGUUGGUAGACACAGCGGGACAGGAUGAGUACUCUAUAUUUCCUCAGACCUAUUCCAUAGAUAUCAAUGGAUACAUCCUGGUCUACUCUGUCACAUCUAAUAAAAGUUUCGAAGUAGUUCAGGUUAUCCAUGAAAAACUUCUGGAUAUGGUGGGGAAAGCUCAAGUACCUAUUAUAUUGGUGGGGAAUAAGAAUGACCUGCACAUGGAACGGGUGAUCAGCUGUGAGGAAGGGAAGGCCCUAGCAGACUCCUGGAACGCUGCCUUCAUGGAGUCCUCAGCUAAGGAGAACCAG
This is a messenger RNA of Oncorhynchus masou masou (cherry salmon), 338 nucleotides long. RefSeq names its product GTP-binding protein Rheb-like. Gene Ontology annotation, cellular component: plasma membrane. Gene Ontology annotation, molecular function: GDP binding; GTP binding; GTPase activity. The annotation marks the transcript as partial. Gene Ontology annotation, biological process: small GTPase-mediated signal transduction. NCBI's taxonomy places the organism in Eukaryota, Metazoa, Chordata, Actinopteri, Salmoniformes, Salmonidae. The record is from RefSeq and is a predicted model, not a curated record. The transcript is spliced from 5 exons.